Messenger RNA from Morchella sextelata, 1239 nucleotides. RefSeq lists its product as uncharacterized. The transcript has 4 exons. Bases 1 to 1239 code for a protein of 412 amino acids. Lineage: Eukaryota; Fungi; Ascomycota; Pezizomycetes; Pezizales; Morchellaceae. The record is from RefSeq and is a predicted model, not a curated record.
AUGAGAAGAAAGACUCUGCUGCUCUGUUUCAUCCAUGGCUUCAAGGGAACCGAUGAUACGUUCGAUGGCUUCCCAGGAGACCUCAGAGCUCUCGUGAGUAACGCAUUUCCCAACCUCAACGUGAAGACGGUCGUUUACCCGCAAUACGAAACCCGUGGAGACCUACCUAGCUGCGUCGCAAAUUUCCGAGAAUGGUUACAGAACCGCGUAAUCGACCUCGAGGUCGCCGCUGGUACUCCCUCUCCAAUUGUCGAGCCCAGCGUCCGCACAAUCCUCGUAGCCCACUCCAUGGGCGGGAUUGUAGCAGCUGAUACCCUUCUUUCCAUCCUCGACGAUGAAACCAUCACGCUACCCAACGGCCGCAAACAGCGCAAAGGAGCCGGUUUCAUGUUCCCCCACAUCCAAGGCAUCCUCGCAUUCGACACCCCAUAUCUCGGUCUCUCCCCUGCCAUGUUUGCAUACGGAACCGACACCAAGCUUCGAUCCGCAUCAACCACAAUCUCGCAGAUCUCCACCCUCGCAUCCGGUCUCCUCGCAUCCCGCGCCGCCUCCGAAGGCGCAAACGUAGUGCAAAAAAACAAAGAGGCCGACGCCACAAAGCGCUCCUCUGGCUCCUCCUCCUCGCGCCGCUCCUCCCGCUCUUCCUCCUCCUCGCGCUCGCGCUCCCAUUCUCACUCCCACAGGGAACCCCCAGCUCCCCCACCUGCCGCCGCAGCCCCUGCAGCAGGCCUCUGGGGCGGCUGGGGUAAAGUCGCCGCGUACGCCGGCGCCGCAUCCCUCCUCGCCGCCGGCGGCGCAAUUGCAUACUUCAAGCGUGAAGAGCUCGGCCACGGCAUCGGCUGGGUCUCCUCCCACCUCGAGUUCGUCGGUGCCCUCAUGAAGGGCGAGGAGCUGCGCAACCGCACCAAGCGCGCCAGCAGCGUGCCCGGCGUGGGCUUUGCAACGCUGUACACGGCGCUGGGGGCGCGCGGGCAGGACAAGGGCGAGCGCACAUUCAUCAUCCUGCCCGCGUCCAACACGGAGCAUGCCGGCAUGUUCUAUCGCUGCGUCAACCCGAAGGCGAGCGAUGAGGUGGAUGCGCAUGUGUCCAUGUUCUCGCCGAAGACGAACCCGUGGUACCCGGAGAUGGGGCAUCUGAGUCGUGACCUGAUCGCGGAGUGGGUCAAGGAUUGGGGCGGUAAGGGGAGGAAGGGGAGUCCGGAGAGGAGCAGUGGGAUGGGGAGGGGGGAGAGGCUUUAG